This is a messenger RNA of Volvox carteri f. nagariensis, 2511 nucleotides long. RefSeq lists its product as uncharacterized. The transcript has 21 exons. NCBI's taxonomy places the organism in Eukaryota, Viridiplantae, Chlorophyta, Chlorophyceae, Chlamydomonadales, Volvocaceae. The record is from RefSeq and is a predicted model, not a curated record. Bases 1 to 2511 code for a protein of 836 amino acids.
AUGGCUCCACACUCCCCCUUCACAGCCAUCCAUGUCCAGGCUGGGCUGCACCGUGUCACCAUGGGCUUGCGCAACCGCGCGGCGUCCAUUCCCAAGAUCAAAGUUGACUUCAGCAAGGUCCCCGACUGGACGCGAAGGGCUGCCCGCCUGAGCAUCGCAGUGAUCUUCUUCGGUAUUUUGGGUCACUGCGCCCAAUUCCCCCCGGAGUACCAGAUGUUCGCCUCCAACUUUCGGCAGAGCUGCAACUGGGCCGCCAUUACUUGCAUUGUGGUGACGGCGCCGCUCAUCGGGAAGGUAGCGCAGGUUGCAUUUGACCGCCUGCUGGGCACCGCCGUGGGCGGCUUCAUCGGCUGCGUGUGCUUCACCCUGGGCCCUGUGGCCACUGAGGGCAGCUGUCAGUCAAAGCUGAAGUACAGUACCCAAGUCGCGGUCUGCAAGAUACUGCAACAGUUCCACGUAUUUGGUGCCUUUGGCGGUGGCAUCUUCAUCAGCCUCAUGUCCGGAGUCACCAUCUGGGGAACUACCUACCUGGCAUUCAAACACUCAUUGGACCAGCUGGUACGAUUCGUACAGCUGACGUACAUCAUUGUGGCUUUUGGCGCCAAGCCGGACAAAGUGAUGGUGAGUGAUGACGAAACCGGCGGGCUUUCUCAGUUCUCGCCGUGUCGUGUAUACCAGGGGAAAGGAGCUAUCCAGAUGAGUAAUGUUACCUCCGCUACUUACCAGUUUAAUCAGUGUGUAUACCAGUCUGGCGCGUUCCUUCUGGCUCUGUUACGAGUGGGCGGCAUAUUCGCCGGCGGGUUGCUGAGUGUGCUGCUGGCGGUGGUGGUACUGCCCAGGAGCGCCUCCAUAGACUGCCUGCUGGAGAUGAAGAAGGCGCUCAAGGCGCUGUACGACCUCAACCAGGAGGUGUGGACACUGAGCGGCGUGACAGGACAGAAUGUAGGCAGGCGCUCCAGCCGCAAGCCCCAUCGCCACGGCUACUCCGCCCUGCACCAGAGAUUGGAUGCCGCCGCCAGAGCCAGGGGUUCGGCACCCAUCCUGCCGACGAACGGCUCCGACACCGCGUCCUUUGCCGCAGCUGCUGCCACGGCGGCGGCGAUGCACCCCAGCGCGAGCGACCCCGCGCUAUGCACACGGGCUCAGCAGCAACAACAAGACCUCCGCCGCGGCGGCGCUGGCGGCUGCGGGAGCGCCGAUAGCUUGACGUCGUUUAACGGGGUUGGCGGCGGCGGCGGCGGCCUCCGUAAGGGUCUAUCCGACACAAGUACGAAUCAACUGGAUCUGCUCGUUCAGCAUGACGAGGAGAGAGACUCCCGUGAGGCAGCUGUCGAGAAGCUGUUUACGGCGGUGUAUACGGCACUUGGACGAGUGGACGAGCACCUGGCACAGACCCGGGGAGAAAUCUACAUUUGGCACUUCUGGGGCCGAUACUUCUUCCUGCCUGGUGUUCAUUGGUUCCCGGUCCGGGGCCGGUGGCAGGUUCCCAAGAAGGACCUGGAGGGCCUCGCCACGUGCGUGAGGAGAGUGGCCAGGAUGCUGUGGACUCUUCUCCUGGACUUCGAGGAGGGUUUCGGCUCUGAGAUGGAGGCGGUGUUGCGGCUCUACUACCCCAAGCAGCUGCUCAGUGAACUGGCGGACUACCAGGCACGAGCCAUACUGGACCUCCUCCGAGCUUUCCCUGGAGCCACCACCAUUGAGGUUGAUAACCUGUUGACACUGGGCCAGGUGACAGACUGCCUGAUGCAGAUUAGUGACGCCAGGGCGCGUAACGCCAUCUUUAACAUGAAGCGAAGACGUACCGGGGCCAACACCAACACCACCACCAAUAAUAACACCACCACCACCAACAACAACAGCGCCGCCACCGCCAAAGCUGCAGGGACCCCGGCCCUGGUCGCGACCUCAGCGGUUGCCGCUGCAGCGAGUGGUGGGUGCGGAACGCCUCAGCAUGUGGCGGCGACUUCCAGGGCGGCGGCCGAGCGGCGGAUGUCCUUGGAGAUGCGAAUCUCGCGGUGGGGAGUUCGGGGAGUGAUGGGGGCCGGGGGUGAGGUGGCAGCUCGUACUCGUCCUCAGGCCACGCCCUUUAACGCGUACUCCGCCGCCGCCCCGGUUUGGAUGGAGCAGCUCUCCAGCCGCAGCAUUACGGAGCCCAGCCUCAACGGACUCCCCACAAACCCUUCCCACUUCGCCUACACCAGCAUCAUCAUCCCCUUCGCCAACAUGCAAGGCAUCGGGUCCAUCAGCCGCCGCAGCGGCAACGGUAACGGCAGUCGAGGUGGCGGCUGGGGUGGCCGCAGCGGCGGCGGCAGAGGAGGGGUACCUUUCACAGGUCCGGGGGUACACGGUCCUGAGUACAGGGCGUGUGUGCGGCUGGGAGGAUGUGGACCUGGACAAGUGCGCUGGUUCAGCUUCCAGUUUGUGAUGGACGAGAUGGUGAAUGAACUCGAGGAGGCCUUCCAUGCAUGCAGUGCCGUACUGCAGAAGCUGCCGUACCCUAUCGGCAACUAG